Pestalotiopsis fici W106-1 is the source of this 471-nucleotide messenger RNA. RefSeq lists its product as uncharacterized. Lineage: Eukaryota; Fungi; Ascomycota; Sordariomycetes; Amphisphaeriales; Sporocadaceae. Bases 1 to 471 code for a protein of 156 amino acids. The record is from RefSeq and is a predicted model, not a curated record. The transcript has a single exon.
AUGUACGGCUCGUACGGAUCAUAUAGCUCCAUGAGCUCAGUAACACAACCGCUCGACAUCGGCUCCAGUAGCUACCUCUCGAGCCCGUCCGCCUACCACCAGUCGAGCUGCGCAUUCCCCUCGUGGCAAAGGCCCGAGCGCGCCUCUUCUUACCUGUCCGAUGACGAUCUGUUGGACCUCGACGACGACUCGCGCAGCUUCACCUCGGGAGGUUCGCACAGCAGCGCCAGCAGCAACGCCUCGGGAUCGCCCUACACCACCGUCGCUGACGAGGACUUUCUGCACAUGCAACGCGAGCAACAAGCCGCCAUGAACCGCGAGGCCAUCCGUCUCGUCGUCGCUGAGAAGGAGCGCCGCAAGCAACAGGCACAGAUGGCCAAGCGAGCUCGCCGUGGCAGCGGUGGCUCGGCCAAGAAGAGCCCAAAGGCCAAGAGUGGCGCCAUGGCACCCAUCGACGAAGCUGUCGAGUGA